UAAUUGUUGUCGUCGAGUCGAGUCAAGUCAUUGAAAUGCAAGCAAAAGACAAUGGAAGGAGGCUACCAUGGUACCGUACACGACAGCACACAAGAGAUUGGAUGCUUCAAUUGGAUCAUUCAUGCCCCCUUGUUAUUCCUAAUGUUUGCUUGGUGAUUCCUGUGUUGGUACUCAUUUGCUUGUGUUAUUGAAAGAGCGAAAGAAGAAAGAUGAAUCUAUUGCUCCGUCCACUAACGGUCCUCUCUUGUCUCGGCUUGUUGGUUCGGGCCCGAAUCAAUGGUCCUCGGUCUCUCCAGUUGUUGUCCGCCGAAACUCAGGCAGCUGUGGACUUGAUAUUGAAUCCGCCCGUUGCCGAUGUCGUGGUGGACGAUGGAACGCCAUUAGAGCUUUGUCAGGGUCACUGUGACGAAGAUGAGGAUUGCCUUGGGGAUCUGAUUUGUAUGCAACGCAACGAGGGUGAUCCAAUUCCUGGCUGUUCCAUUGAUGCAUCUAGCAUUCCUGAUGAAGGUAGUGGUUACGAGAGUGUUGGGAGCGUUAGCAUCAGCAUUGCUCGCAACUCAAAAGCCGCCGUACGUUCCACGGAUGUAAGUGGCAACUUUUGCGGGUAUCCCUUUGCAAGCGUUGUGGGAGACGGUCUGAUCCCCGAUGAAGGAGAUGUCGUGGGAGAUGCCUUGCUGGAACUGUGUGAAGGAUCCUGUACCAGUGACGGCAUGUGCGCGGAGGGGUUGAUCUGUUAUGCACGUGGCAUCACGGACCCUGUUCCCGGCUGCAAUGUGCAAGGUGAAGCUGGUGUAGAGGGGCACUUUUGCGUCCUAGAAAUCUACCAGGGCGCCGAGAGUUCAUUGAAUGCUCCUACUCCAGCACCCACGAAUGCUCCAACGCAAUCACCCACGAGCGGUCCAACUCAAACACCCACGGCACCAAUCCCAGAAAUGGAAACGACUACUGCGUCCAAUUCCACAGUGGACAUGUCAACUUCCAAUUCGACCAUUGACGACGACGAUUCCACUGAACCCCCUGAAACGACAGCAUCGCCAACAUCUGAGCCCACAGAAAUGCCCGUGGAAACACCCCAGCCAACAACUUCUCCCGUAGACACACCCGUCCCAACCAUCCCUCCAACUCUUACAUCAACAAGCGCGCCAGCAGCAGCCACUCCCGUUCCCACCGUGGCCCCCACUCCAGAUCCUACAGCAGCACCCGUGACACCGGCACCAACCACACCAGUGGGACCGACCCUACGUCCGACGGUUGGUCCGGGUCCUGCGACGGCUGCCAUUGGCACAUACGACAACCUGGAUUGGUGGGAACUACCCCUCAAUGUCCGUCAAGCGGCGGAAGUGAUUGGAUACGACGAGGAAUCUUGGAAAUUCGUCAACGACGAAACAGUCGUGCUGGACAUUGAUUCGCAGGCGUGGAUUCAACUCACGGUGGAAGAACAAGCCGCACUCACCGUGUUUGGCUACGACGAAGCUUCGUGGGAUGGCGAGGAUGCCUGGAGUCAACUUUCGGAUGUGGAGCGAGCGGCUGCCCAAGCCCUUGGAUACGAUCAGAAUUCGUGGGACUAUGAAAUCCCCGUGGCAGUCGAUAAUCUGUGUUGGGUGGAACUCACAUCGGAACAGCAGGAAGCGGCAGGAGUGCUGGGAUAUGACAUGGUAUUGUGGGAUCAAGGUGAAUGCUAGCUGCAGGAUGAUAACAAUUUUGUAUCGAGUGGAAGAACACACUGGCGUAUUAAGCUAACUGUAAAGUACUGUAAGACAGAUACGGAGAGCGGAUCAUGCUGGGACAUUGAAAGAUUCAAAAUAGCAGGCAGUACCAGGAGACGAAUGGUUGAACGUCAAUCG
Molecule: messenger RNA, 1844 nt
Organism: Seminavis robusta
Lineage: Eukaryota; Bacillariophyta; Bacillariophyceae; Naviculales; Naviculaceae
Source: the annotation of a GenBank genome assembly